Molecule: messenger RNA, 3251 nt
Organism: Bicyclus anynana (squinting bush brown)
Lineage: Eukaryota; Metazoa; Arthropoda; Insecta; Lepidoptera; Nymphalidae
Exons: 4
Coding region: 1-495 (164 amino acids)
Source: RefSeq, a predicted model, not a curated record
AUGGAGCCCCUCUCUAUUAAAGAGGGAGAAGCCCGGCCACAACGCAAAAACUACAAUCAACUGGCGUCAAAUGAAAAACUUGACAACAGGCAAAUUGAAGACAUUCACAUAGAAGAGGCUGACAUAGAUUCAGAUGCUAGUAGUACUGACUUAGAAGAGCGGGAUACGAGAAAUGUUUGCCCGCCUUGUGCGCAUGACCGGUACAACAACAACAUCCGCCGGCACGCCCACGACGAUUUCAGUGACGACACAGAUUACGAUGAAGCUCUUACAUGCAACGUGUGCGACCGGUCGUUCUCGACGCGCCGCCAGCUGAGUGACCAUCAACAGAAAAAAAGACAUUUCGGAUGCGGCGCGUGCGACAGCCUGUUCCCGUCGCUGAUGGCGCUGGAGCACCACAAGGAGGAGUUCCAGCACUGGAGCGACUCCUCGUGCUCGCGCAGCGACAGCGACGACAGCAGCGAGUGCCACGAGGACAAGCACCGGCUGCUCUAAUGCCACCACCUCAUUAUUGCCGGGGACAGGCCCACCGAGCUGGGCACUUUCGUUUAGACUAGCUUGUAAGGCGAUGUGCGGGUAGAUACACAUUCUGUAUGCGGAUACUUGUAUCGACAUUAACUGCCUAACAGUAUCCAGUAGGCCUAACAUGCGACCCAUCGAUUAUGUCUUUUUCUCUUACCGAUAUUUAUGUAGUGGGUCGCAUAAUAAGCCUACUGGCCACACUUAUAGAAGAUAUAGGGUUCAGACCAUGCUGCUCCAAUGUUGGCGGUCUUAGCCCUCAUCAACACGAGAGCUUAUUUAACGGGACGUUAAAAAGCGUUCAAAUACAACAAAUGCAUUAUCAACUACACGUUUACACGACUGAGUUUUUAAAGCACGACGCUUUUGUUCAAGCAGUGUUGCAUUUUACGUAGCCGCCAUAGCGUGCACAUGCCUAGCGCGUCCGCACGCACGUGCACGCUGUUGGCGGGCGCGCACGCAGCGCUGCACCUCGGUUGCGCACCUUUCACUUUUCAGGCGUUGCUAUUGAAAAGAGUAAACUCCAUUCGUGCGACGGAGCUGACACACUUUUUUUUCAUUCUAUAUUUGAACGCUUUUUUAAAGUCCGUUAAAAAACUCUCGUGCGAAUGAGGGCUUAGGGUGAUAAUAUAUCAAUUACCUAUCCAUGUGACUGAGAUCUGAAUGUUUCUGUGAUCUGAUGCCAGUAAGCAACCUAUUCUACUCGUAGUAGAGUUAUUCUAUUAAAUUAUCCGGAGUAAAAUCGCUUCAGUAACCGCAGCGCAAAGUAGGAACAAACAUACACACACACACAAACUUUCGCCUCUAUAAUAUUAUUGUGAUUAGAGUGGGGGAGGCGUGCAACGUGAGAAGUUUCCGUUUUGCUGACGUUCCAUCCUUCACAUAAACGCGCCUGUCUUUAUCUUACCACUACAACCAAAGCCAAACAGUCUUCCGAAAAUAGAAUAUAACUAUACUUAUUUUGUACUCAUGUAUGUGAAUGCACACAACUUUCCCUAUCAACCUUACAUCAUGCAUGUUAUGUUCAGAUUUACAACACGCGAUAGAAAGUUAAAAAAAAAAACCGUCAAAGUGCGUGUAGAGACAUGCGCGUGGUUCCGUUUAAAUUCUAUUUGCACUUUUUAUCACUUCUUCAUUCGCCACCUCACGACUUGAGAUAUACUUAUAGUCUAAGAUCCGGUAUUACAAAUAUAUACCCUCAUCUGUUAUUUGUUAGUGAUAAGAAAUAAAUGAUAGAUAAUAUUCAGUGGCACAUUGCAAAUAGGUUGCCUAGUUAAAUUGCGGCCAACUGUUUAUAUUUAUCUGGCAACCCCAUAGUUGCAGUUUGAAAGCAGACAACCUUUACGCUUUCAAUUCUAUAGGGUAUAUUCUUAUAACUAGUGUACGGUUUUAAAUCAUUAAUCAAAGAGGGAAGUAGAUUAAAUAAAGGAGAUGGUCCGUUUCAGGUCCACUUUUGUACCCCGUAUCAUUAAAAUCUAAAAAAUGCAAGGAUUUAUUAAAAUUUAAAUAAGCGAUAAAUCUAACUAAACAAAAAGUAAUAAAUAAAAUAAAACCCAAAUAUUUGAGUUUUUAAAGUAAAUUCGUACAUUUGCAUAAUAGAAAAUAGUUUAUUUAAUUUAAUAGUUAAUUUAUUUCCGCCAGGGUACAAUGACUGAUCCUGGGCUCCAUACAAUUUUGGACCACGUUCCUUAAUCAUUUAAUUUGACUAGGCAACUCACCGGGCGCAAUUUUACUAUUCAACCUAUUUACAAUGUGUCAAUGUGAAUAUUUUCUAUAUUGUUUAUUUCUUAUCCCAAAUAGGGAUAAAUAAACAAUAGAUGAGGGUAUAUAUUCAUUUUCCUUAUGCCGGAUCUCGUACUAUUAAAGUUCAGAUGCAGCAGUGUGCAAUUCGUUUUUAACCGACCUCCAAAAAUGAGGUUCUAUUUUCUUCUGUAGUACAACAGGAUCUCCCACCACCACCAUGCACAAAUAUGGUUAUGAAUAAAUAUAUUAUUCCUGUGCCCAAGCCCAACGACGAUAAUGUCCAACGGCUGGCUGACUAUUUUUUAUGUAUUAUUAAAUUAUUCAAAAAACGCCUUUACUACAUUUCACAUUGCAACUAAAUUGGAUAUAUGGAAAAUGACAGAAGAGUUUUUCAUUUUCUAACGAAGUCUACAACUCAGUUUCUAUCACAUCAGGAAUCUACGAGUACUACCAGUCUAUUUCGCUACGCCAUUAUCUCUUAAUCCUCGAAAUUAAUAACGAAUCCAUAAGAUUCCAGAUUAAAAAAUCUUAACAUUGGAUAAAUUUUUAUGCAAUUUAUUCCUUUUAUUUAUUUUCGAAACUAUUUAUAACAAAUUUUGCGAUGAUCAAUCUGGAAGUUUUGGAUUAAUUUAACUUUCGAAAAUUUCAGUUUGUAUUAUAACUAUCUGGCGUUUAAGAGAAUGCAAGAAUAAGUAUGCUACCCGCACAGCGCCCUCCAUAUCAUGACCCCACAUGUACAGAAAAACAAGACUUGUUCAUCAGUUCCAAAGUUUAUUAGAUAUAAUAGUUCUAAACAAAUCAGAGUACGGUUUUAUUAUGUAAAGAGAAAUAAAUAAAGGCGACAUAUUUCUACUUAAAAAAGAAAGAAAGAAACAACACAACUUGUUACUUUUUUUAUUACAAAUAAUGUGUUAAAAGAAAAAACGUCAGUAAUUUAUCACUGUCAACUUUAUUGAAGUUUAAAUAAAUGAACCGUUUCGCUGUUAAAA